AUGAGCUCCACCAAGGUGCUAGCUAGCGCCAUAUACUCAUUCAUUUUGCUGGUGAGCCUGGCGGCGGCAGCUGUGCAGCGAGCAUCGGCCGCUGAGGCUGGAGCGGCAGGAAGGGGUGGCAUCUUGCAUAUCCCUUCCGCUGCCGAACUAGCUCGGGCUCGCUGCCCUUCCAGAUGCGGGCAUGUUGACAUCCUCUACCCGUUCGGGAUAGGGCCGGGCUGCUUCCGGCAAGGCUUCGAACUCAUCUGCGACAAGCACACUACUCCUCCGAGGCUCUUUCUGGGCAACAGUACUAUUCAGGUCAAUACCAUGUAUCCCGGAGCGAGAAUAAUGGAAGCAUCUGCUGUCCACUUCAACGUUACCAUGAUAUCAGGUAUGGACACCUAUAACAUGUCAUGGGAGACCCCUGUGGAAGGUGUGACCACCACCGGAGAUUUUAACUAUUUGCACGUUGUUGGCUGCGGCGUGGGUGUCUACUUGUUCGGCCAUGAUACGAACGAUCCCAUGGGUUCUUGCAUGAGUAUUUGCCUAGAUGACAAAAAGGCCAUGAAGAAGGUGAAUGAUGCAGCAUCGCAUUACUUCGACCCUUAUAUUGGGAUGGGCUCCUGUUCCAUCCGUUUGGCAGAGGACGUGCGAGCCUUUGGCUUCAUGGUUGGCCGCCUGAAUGGUGGCGUCUGGGCACUAUCAGGUGACGUGCUCUCUAAUGUAAAAGUUUUCCUGUCCACGAGUUACAAAUUUGCUAUGAGCGACAUCUACUCAAGUCGGGUAGACGAAAGCAAUGUCGAAGGGGUAAUAUUUCAAAUAGCCAUCACAGACCAGCCGAAUUGUGCAAGUGCUCAGAAGAACAAGGCAACCUAUGCUUGUAACUAUAAAAGCGAUUGCGUGGACGUGCCGUCUGGAGGAUACGCGUGUCAUUGCCCUGACAACGGGGUGGCGCUAGUACAUGACAAUCCUUACAUCAUGGGCGGUUGCAGUCAAGCAGGUUACAAUCCCAACCCUAAAGGAGGUUGCAAGAGAUUAUGUGGGAAUAUGAGCAUUCCAUUCCCUUUUGGAACUGAAAAAGGUUGCUAUGCUCUUGACAAGUUUCGACUUAACUGUACAUCAGAAAACAUCACAAUUCUUGAUCGUGGGGGGGUAGAAUACAUUGUGGCCAACGUUUCAGUGAAUGAGGGAUAUCUGAGUGUUCAAGCCACACAAAACAAUUCAAACUACAACGAUGAAGAAGUCACUGUGAGUUCUGCAAGCAUAGGAGAAGACGACCUUCUGAACGAUUUUCUAUACUUAUCUGAAGAAUUUGAUAUGAAGAUGUGGUGGUCUGUACAGAAUUUAACAUGCUCGGUAGUUAUGGGCGAGGAAAAAAGGAGUAUGUACGCAUGCCGCAGUGCCAAUAGCACUUGCGUCAAUGUCACCCAUGGCCGUGAGAAUAGAACGAUGCAUCUUGGCUACCGUUGCAAGUGCACUGAAGGCUUUGAAGGAAAUCCAUACACGCCAGAUGGCUGUGAAGAUGUGAAUGAGUGCUUGUUGAUAAAUGUUUGCAAUGGAACAUGUCAAAAUUAUCCCGGAGGCUAUAACUGCAGUACCUGCACUCAUGGAAAAGAAUUCGAUCCACUAAAAGGAAGAUGUGUUACAUCAGCUAAGAGGCGCACUCUUCUUCUAGGUAUUGCAAUUGGAAUUGGAUGUGGCCUUGGUUCCAUAAUUCUUGGAGUAGGUGCAACCGUACUCAUCAACAAGUGGAAAAAAGGCAUACAGAAGAGGAUUCGAAGGACACACUUUAAGAAAAAUCAGGGCCUACUAUUGGAACAACUCAUAUUAGAUGAAAGCACCACAGAUAAAACAAAGAUAUUCUCCUUAGAGGAAUUAGAUAAGGCAACCAACAACUUUGAUGCCAGUCGUGUUCUUGGUCGUGGAGGACAUGGCACAGUUUACAAAGGGAUCCUAUCCGAUCAACGUGUUGUGGCAAUUAAAAAGUCCAAGCUAGUGGAGCAAACUGAGAUUGAUCAGUUUAUUAACGAGGUUGCCAUCCUAUCACAAAUCAUUCAUCGGAAUGUGGUGAAACUUUUUGGUUGUUGUCUCGAAACAGAGGUGCCUUUGUUGGUCUAUGAAUUCAUAUCCAAUGGCACACUACAUGAUCUUCUUCACAUUGAUGUAAGUGCUAAAUGCUUGCUUUCAUGGGAUGAUUGCAUUAGGAUUGCAGUAGAAACUGCAGGUGCUCUUGCUUAUCUGCACUCAGCUGCCACAAUACCAAUUUUUCAUAGAGAUGUCAAAUCUGCCAAUAUACUCCUAGCUGACAACUUUACUACCAAGGUUUCUGACUUUGGUGCUUCGAGAUCUUUAUCACUUGAUGAAACACAUGUAGUAACCAUUGUACAAGGCACAUUUGGUUACUUAGAUCCCGAGUACUACCACACUGGCCAACUGAACGAGAAGAGUGAUGUUUAUAGUUUUGGAGUUAUAUUAGUGGAGCUUCUGAUAAGAAAGAAGCCAAUCUUUCUUAAUGACCAAGAUAGAAAAGAAAGCUUGGCUCAUUACUUUGUGGAAGGACUUCAACAGGGAGUUCUAAUGGAAAUCAUGGAUCCCCAAGUUAUCGAAGAAGCUAAGCAGAAUGAAAUUGAUGAUAUGGCCUCUAUCGCAGCAGCAUGUUUGAAAACUAAAGGCAGAGAAAGGCCUACCAUGAAAGAGGUAGAAAUGAAGUUGCAAAUGCUUAGAACUACAAGAUUAAGGAGCCAACGUUCCCCCGGAAAUGAUGCAGAGAUUGAGUCAUCUUGGUGUCCAAAUGCCAGCAGCUCUGAUGCACAGGGCAACAUUAUCAAUAAUGUUGGUUUAACAGCUGCAGGCAUCUCUGAAAGGUAUAGUCUGGAGCAAGAGUUUAUGUCUUCAGCCAGUUUGCCACGAUAGUACGCAUAGCGUCACAUUUGGGUCAGUUACCCUAUAAUUCUAUAGAAAAAAAUAGGUAAUGUAUGAGGUCCAUUUAUAUGAGAGUAUAUGUAAUGUAAAUUUCGAUAUUAUAUGUGUAGC
Lolium rigidum is the source of this 3015-nucleotide messenger RNA. RefSeq names its product wall-associated receptor kinase 2-like. The record is from RefSeq and is a predicted model, not a curated record. Gene Ontology annotation, molecular function: calcium ion binding; protein serine/threonine kinase activity; polysaccharide binding. The transcript is spliced from 4 exons. Bases 1 to 2895 code for a protein of 964 amino acids. NCBI's taxonomy places the organism in Eukaryota, Viridiplantae, Streptophyta, Magnoliopsida, Poales, Poaceae. Gene Ontology annotation, biological process: cell surface receptor signaling pathway; protein phosphorylation. Gene Ontology annotation, cellular component: plasma membrane.